Messenger RNA from Globicephala melas (long-finned pilot whale), 3645 nucleotides. RefSeq names its product ribosomal RNA processing 7 homolog A (gene RRP7A). Gene Ontology annotation, biological process: ribosomal small subunit assembly; rRNA processing. Gene Ontology annotation, cellular component: CURI complex; UTP-C complex. The record is from RefSeq and is a predicted model, not a curated record. NCBI's taxonomy places the organism in Eukaryota, Metazoa, Chordata, Mammalia, Artiodactyla, Delphinidae. Gene Ontology annotation, molecular function: RNA binding.
UUCCGGUUGGCAAGAUGGUGGCGCGCGGCAGGAAGCGUGCGGCGCGGGAGUCUGAGAAGGGGAUUCUGAGCCCGCCGGGCUACUCAGCCAUUCCCAUCAAAUUCUCUGAAAAGCAGCAGUCUUCUCAUUACCUCUAUGUGAGAGAGCACAAAGUUCGAGAAGGCACCAAGUCUUCCUGGCCUCAGAAACGGACCCUUUUUGUCCUCAAUGUGCCCCCAUACUGCACAGAGGAGUGCCUGUCCCGCCUGCUGUCCCCCUGCGGCCCUGUCCAGUCGGUGGAGUUACAGGAGAAGCCGGAUCUUGCUGAGAGCCCAAAGGAGCCAAAGUCAAAGUUCUUUCACCCCAAGCCAGUUCCUGGGUUCCAGGUGGCCUACGUGGUGUUCCAGAAGCCACGUGCGGUGUCAGCUGCCUUGGCCCUGAAGGGCCCUCUGCUGGUCUCAACAGAGAGUCACCCUGUGAAGAGCGGCGUUCACAAGUGGAUCAGAGACUACGCAGACUCCGUGCCGGACCCCGAGGCCCUGAGAGUCGAGGUGGACACGUUCAUGGAGACGUACGACGAGAAGAUGGCUGAGGAGGAGGCUAAGGCCAAGGAGGAGGAAGGGGUCCCUGACGAGGAGGGCUGGGUGAAGGUGACCCGCCGCGGCCGGCGGCCGGUGCUCCCGAGGACGGAGGCGGCCAGCCUGCGGGUGCUGGAGAGGGAGAAGCGGAAGCGUGCACGCAAGGAGCUGCUCAACUUCUAUGCCUGGCAGCACCGCGAGACCAAGAUGGAGCAUCUCGCGCAGCUGCGCAAGAAGUUCCAGGAGGACAAGCAGAGGAUCGAGCUGAUGCGGGCCCAGCGCAAGUUCCGACCCUACUGAGCCUCACCCCCCGCGGGCCCCGUGGAGAGGGGUGGGGACUGGGUGGCAGUGCGUGGCCAGCGAGGACACAGGGCCUGCAACACUCAUCUCAGCAGCCGUGCCCAGGCUGAGGGACCACACGUCAGCCCCAGAGAUCUGAGCCCACGUCAUGUGGGGUACAGGACAGUGUCACCCCUUGGCUCCUGUGCUUCGGCAGUCCUGGGGCCCGGCGCAAGGACCUGGACUCCGGAAGCCACUGGCCCAGGAAGUGGCUCCUUCCCUGUCAUGGGCUCUGUCCCCAGCCUGUCUCUGGACUCUCCUCUUAGGGCUAAGUGUCUGCUGUGUUCUCCCCUUCCGCCUAACGGAGAAGCCCCAUGGGCAGUGAGACAGCCUCAAACGCAGAAGGAAUACAAGAACAUUUUAUUUUUCAUCCAGCUGGGCGGCAAGAGAAGGCUACAAAAGGCCGGUGGGCCUAUCCCAGCCCCUCCCUCUGCCUGCUACCCAGUCACAAAACAGGUAACUCCCACACCCAGACACCGUCUCCCCCUUGAAGUCACAGAUGUUAGCGUCAGAAUCUUGUAUCCGCCCCCCCGUCCCCCCCGCGCCGGCUCUGCCACAGGAUUCUCUUCCGGCCACGCUGGUCUUCAGGACCAGGGGGCCCUGUCCCCACCACGCCUGGCCUGGGCUUGGGAGCUGGGAGUCUGGGGCUGAGCAGGCGUCUGUAGCCCCUGGCCCAGGGCUACAGGUGGGCUGGGAUCCUCUCCUUGCUCUGUAAAAAGGAGCUGAUGAUACCAGCCAUGUGCUGGGGUUGGUUCAUGUGGACGUAGUGGUUGCCGGGGACUUGCUCGUACUGGAACCUCUGGGGAAGGGAGGGGACACGUGGUGAGAUGAUCCAGUGGAGGGCUCUGCGGGCCCCUCUGGCGCACUGGGGCUUUCCCACGGCCUGCUGCCUCCCAGUGGUUCCAAGUGUCCACCACAGGAGCCUUGGCAGUGCCUGACCCGUGGCCUCGCGGGCCCCAGUCAGUCACAGCACCCCCUGGGGGGUGUCAGGGCCUGGCUCAAAACCAGUGAGAAAGGCCUGUCUGGGAGGGAAGAGCCCAAACCCUGGGGUUCUAGGCCAUUCUGAGCUGAAGUUGUAGAGCUAGGCUGGGGAGGGGGCUGGUAGUCGGGGCUGCUGCUGGUUCUGAGCAUCUUAUAAGGUCCACUUGCAAAAGGAAUAGACCAUCAGCCUUUCAAACUCGCCCUUGCUCGGGAGAAAGGCCGACAAGGCAGGAAGGCACUGCAGUUGGCCAGCCAGCCACACGGGCUUCCCUCUAGUGACACCCAGUCGUCUGCACAGGCCCCAGGGUCAGGUGUUUAUGGUGGAUGAUGGUCAUAAAAUGCCAGGUGCUCCCAGGAACCCAGGCAAAGGGCAAAGUCACAGCACACGUCCCAGCCCUCCAACUGGGAGGCCAGCACCCACUGAUGAGACUGGUCAUCUGUUCCCGUGUGGGACCCUAGGAAAUCGUGGCAGUGCUGAGUUGGGUGUGGCGCAGGGAAUAUGUGAGGACAAUAAAGCCAGGAGAUUCUGCCAAUGAGAAGUCUGCUUUCUGUGCUGAUUUAUGUGACCCCCCCCCCAGGUCUCCAGGGACCGCAGCAGGGAGUGAGGUCUGGUAGCUCCUGGGGGUCACCUGUUAGACCUAGGGCCAGACCAGAGGUCCCAGUGCAAGAAAAGAGAAGAGAUGGGUGAGCUGGGGCCCGGGGCGGCCUGGCAGCCCCUCCUGGAGCCCAGCUGCCCUGAGCCCUACGUACCCACCUCUUUCAGGGUGGAUCUCAGUGAGCUGGUCACGAAUAGCACGAGCUCCGUGUUGGCAUCAUUCUCUCUCCUCAGAUCGUAAAACCCUUGGGUUGCUCUGGGAAACGAGAAGAAAGGUUCAUCUGGGACCACCUCCUUGCAUGCUCUCCCCCAGCCCUGGGCUCCAGGCUCUGAGACCAGCCUGGGCGUCCCUCCAAUCUUCCCACAGCUGGCUCCCUUGGAGCCCAGGUUUAAUUCAGGAUUGAGUUAUUCGGUCCCCGCAGGCACUCACAGCUCACUGAGGCCUGCUCAAGUGAAGCAAUUCAGGUUUAUCUCAGGGGACCUGGCCAUGGUCACAGCCACUGAAUGGCGGAGCUGGGAUCUGAACAGGCUCAGAGUCCGUGCGUUCUCUUUCUCUUUUAGCAGCUUUCUGGAGAUAAUUUCACCCAUUUAAAGUGUACAGUUCCGUGGAUUUUGGUAUAUUCAGAGUUGUGCAAGCAUCACCACUGUCAAUUUUAGAACAUAAUUAACCACCUCAACAACAACAGAAAGUCCCGCACCUACAGUUUCCACAUAGAGCUCCCUGUCUUACACAACCACUGAUCGGCCUUGUCUCUGUAUGUUUCCCUAUUUGGACUUGCAUGUGGAUGGAAUCAUACGCUCCCUGGACUCCUGUGCCUGGCUUCUUUCAAUUAGCCUAAUGUUGUCAAGGUCCGUCCAUGUCACAGUGUGUAUCAGUGCUUCAUUCCGCUUGCCACUGAACAAGAGUCUGUUGUGUGGAUGGAGCAUGUUUUGCUUAUCUGUCCAUUGAUGGACAUCUGGGUUGCCUCCAACACUAUUCGUUCGAUCAGGAAAGAUGCUGCUGUGUGCCAUCAGUACAAGCUGUUGUGUGCACAGAUGCUGGAAACACACCUGGGAGUGGAACUGCGGGGUCAUGGUAAUUUAAUGGCUUGAGAAACUGCCAGACUCUUUCAAAGCGGCUGCACCAUUUUACAAUACCAGGGGCUUCCCUGGUGGCACAGUGGUUAAGAAUCC